AUGUUAUUUCAUAAUAGCUUGAAACAACAAGAAAAACUCUACAACGGAGCCACUGAACUCAAGUGGAAAGAACUAUACAUUUCAUCGACGAAGAAGCCUCAGCUUUGUGUAACAGCUGCCGAGGUGCGAAGUGUUCGCUUCUCCCAGGAGCCAGCCGACCAGUCCGUGGUCCUGGGCGAGCGAGUGGUUCUCUCUUGUGUGGUCUUCAACUACAGCGGCAUUGUCCAGUGGACUAAAGAUGGCCUGGCGCUCGGUGUUGGCGAGGGCCUCCGUGCGUGGCCACGGUAUCGAGUGCUGCGGGCACUGGACACGGGCCAGUAUAACCUGGAAAUUUCCCACGCCGAGCUGUCCGACGACUCGCUGUAUGAGUGCCAGGCCACAGAGGCCGCCCUGCGUUCCCGAAGGGCCAAGCUCAACGUCCUCAUCCCGCCCGAGGACCCAGUGGUGGAGGGCACCCCGGAGCUGCUGCUCAUGGCCGGCACGCCGCACAACCUCACCUGCGUCACCCACGGUGCCAAGCCGGCCGCACACAUCCAGUGGAUCAAGAACGGGCUGCUCGCCGAAGGCGCCCACCAGUCCACGGAGGUGCUGCCUGACCGUAAGAGGGUGACCACCAGAAGCUACCUGCCCAUCGUGCCGUUGGACACCGACAGUCACAGCAACUUCACCUGUGUGGCCAGCAACCCAGCUGUCCCCAUGGGCAAAAGGGCCAACGUCAUGCUCAACGUGCACCAUCCACCGACGGUGACGUUGUCUAUUGAACCACGCUCGGUUCUGGAGGGCGAGAGGGUCACCUUCACCUGCCAAGCCACCGCCAACCCGCCCAUUAUGGGCUACAGGUGGGCGAAGGGUGGCGUGCUGCUAGAGGGCGCCCGAGAGAGCGUAUUUGCCACCACAGCCGACCACUCCUUCUUCACCGAACCUGUGUCCUGCCAGGUCUUCAACGCGGUUGGCAGCACCAAUGUUAGCAUCCUGGUAGAUGUACACUUUGGACCCAUCUUGGUGGUAGAACCCCGGCCCAUUGCAGUGGACGUCAACUCGGACGUCACCCUGAACUGCAAGUGGUCUGGAAACCCUCCACUUACCCUCACCUGGACCAAGAAAGGCUCCAACAUGGUGCUUAGUAACAACAACCAGCUGUACUUGAAGUCAGUGAGCCAGGCGGACGCCGGCCAGUACGUGUGCAAGGCCAUCGUGCCGCGCAUCGGCGUGGGAGAGACUGAAGUGACGCUCACAGUCAAUGGCCCACCCAUAAUCUCCAGUGAUCCAGUCCAGUACGCUGUCAGAGGCGAGCGAGGCGAGAUCAAGUGCUACAUUGCCAGCACACCCCCACCGGACAAGAUUGUGUGGGCGUGGAAGGAGAACGUCUGGGAGAAGGAGAAAGGCACGCUGAUGGAGCGCUACACGGUAGAACAGAGCAAGCCGCCAUUACAAGGCGGGGCCGUCCUCUCCACGCUCACCAUCAACAAUGUCAUGGAAUCAGACUUCCACUCGCCAUACAACUGUACCGCCUGGAACUCCUUUGGGCCCCGCACCAUGAUCAUCACCUUGGAGGAGACUGACAUUGUCCCGGUGGGCAUCAUCGCCGGGGGGACGGUGGGCUCGUCCAUCCUCCUGCUCAUGCUGCUCCUGGUUCUUGGCUUCUUCCUCUACCGCCAACGCAAAGGCAGUCACCGAGGAGUGACGCUGGGUAAAGCCGAUAUCAAAGUGGAGACGGUCAACAAGGAGACGCAUAAUCUGGAGGAGGAGGGAGCCAACGUCUCCACGGCCACGCGCAUGGUCAAGGCCAUGUACUCUUUUCUGCCCUCUGUCUCCCUCUCUCCAUCCACUCAGCCCUUCAAAGACGAAAUGGACCUCAAGCAGGACGUGCGCAAUGAGAGCGACACGCGGGACGAGUACGAGCUUAAGGAUCCAACAAACGGCUACUACAACGUACGAGCAACCACCCACGACGAGGCUCGCCCUCAGUCACGUACCGUCCACUACCAAGGAGAUUUCCGCUCCCCGAACCCAAGCAGUGCGGGAGGUGGAGGGGCCGUAUCUGCUGCAACAACUGCGCCCCCCACCGGCGCUGUCCCCCCCAGCGGAGUGCCGGGGUCCCGGGCCGGCUGCUAUGACCCACGUCCACCUUCCCGCAUGUCCCACUCGACCUACGCCCAGUUCAGCACCCUCUCCCGUACGGCCGCCACACAGCAGGCUGCACCCAAUCUGCCCGGGGACUACCCAGGGGAAUGCGGAUUGCUGGACGGUACCACCCAGCUGUCUUACGACAACUAUGGAUACCCCUCGCAGUACCACAGCUAUCGCGUGGCCUUCGCACCACCCGUGGAGGAGGGCCCGGCUUAUGAGAUGUACCCCACGGGACCAGGGAGGGGAUCUGGCCAGCAGAGCCCAGAAGCGGAGCUCGGGAAGUAUGGCACCGCCACCCGCUUUUCGUACUCAUCACCACCUUCUGACCACUCGCAGAGACACACACAGAGGAUGCAAACUCACGUGUGA
Messenger RNA from Syngnathoides biaculeatus (alligator pipefish), 2499 nucleotides. It is a transcript of the gene kirrel1b, whose product is annotated as kirre like nephrin family adhesion molecule 1b. Gene Ontology annotation, cellular component: cell-cell junction. Gene Ontology annotation, molecular function: cell adhesion molecule binding. The record is from RefSeq and is a predicted model, not a curated record. Gene Ontology annotation, biological process: cell-cell adhesion. The transcript is spliced from 16 exons. The coding region runs from base 1 to 2499 and encodes 832 amino acids. NCBI's taxonomy places the organism in Eukaryota, Metazoa, Chordata, Actinopteri, Syngnathiformes, Syngnathidae.